Molecule: messenger RNA, 4336 nt
Organism: Hevea brasiliensis (rubber tree)
Lineage: Eukaryota; Viridiplantae; Streptophyta; Magnoliopsida; Malpighiales; Euphorbiaceae
Product: probable serine/threonine-protein kinase SIS8
Exons: 13
Coding region: 869-3988 (1039 amino acids)
Biological process (GO): protein phosphorylation
Molecular function (GO): protein kinase activity; ATP binding
Source: RefSeq, a predicted model, not a curated record
UCCUCACGCAAAUUUCCAACUCAUGCCUCCACCACGCUUGGGAGUUUGGGACUCCAUUCCAAUCUGAGCAAGAGAGACGAAGGAAAGGACAAUGGUAUUUGUUUUGGAACCUUUUAGAAAGGGAAGGAUAUAAGGCGAGAGAGAGAGAGAGAGAAAGCCAACCGGUUGAGUAGAGUUUUGUAGGUGUUUGUCACUGUUUGCCACCCCAUUGACCUUUUUAUGGGACCGUGAAAAUCCUUGUGCAUCAAAUACUAAAAGUGGGUCAUUCUUUGUUUUUGAGGUCCUACUCUCCCACUUGUUGGUCUUUGCUGCUGCAUCUCUUAAACUUUUUCAAAACUAACCCCUCUGCUACCCCUUCUCUCUUUUCUAUGUGUUCUCUUCCUCCCUAAGUCCAAAAAAGAUCUAUGUUUUUCACUAUCUGGCUAUUGGUUUAUUCUUGUUCAAGGUUGCAAGGAUCAUAUGUUUUGAUGGUGCUAUUGCCUGUGCUGUGCAUGCAUGCCAGUGUGCUAUGUGUUUGAGUUUCAAUUCUGUUUCUUUUUGUUAUCUUCAAGGUUAAGGUUGUUGUUGUUUUGUGAAAGGGAGGGUGUUAUUUUUCAAUUCAAGCAUCUGGGUAUUCUUGAUACUGGGAAAGCUGUUCUGGGUAUUGCUUGAAGUGAUUGUUGUGGCUAUUGGAUUUGAUGUAUUGAUUUUGGGUUCACUUGUGGGUGUGAAGCAAAAGGGGCUUUUUGGAUUUGGUUCAACCUUUUAUUUUCUGAGGUGAUUUUUUUCACUGAUUAAGUUUUCAUGCUUGGUCCAAGACAAUGGAGAGGUUUAUGGCCAGAUUUUUAUUUCUUUAGCAUUGAACACUUCAACAGCUCUGGGAAAUAACAUGAAGAACUUUCUUAAGAAGCUCCACAUCAUGUCUAAUCAAUCACAAGAUGCAGAAGGGUCAAAUUCAUCAAAGGGCAAUAAGUCCAUUGAUGCAUCUUCCCCUGAUAGGGUUUUACCCUCUAGGUCCAAUGAGCAUAAACCCUUCCCAGGUAUUCCCAAUUGGUUGAAUAAAAAAAGUCCUAGUCCACCAUCAUCUUCAAAUGUGACUAGAGGAGAGAGGACCGAGCCAUCUGAUUCGAUUAGUAGUAGUGGUUUGGAUGUUUCUGAUGCAGCCAGGCGUGACUCAGGGUCUUCGAGGGAUCCUGAAAUUGAGGAGGAAUAUCAAAUUCAGCUGGCUUUGGAAUUGAGUGCUAGAGAGGAUCCUGAGGCAGUUCAGAUCGAGGCUGUCAAGCAAAUAAGUCUGGGCUCUUGUGCUCCUGAGAAUACUCCAGCUGAAGUUGUUGCUUACCGAUACUGGAAUUACAAUUCUCUUGGCUAUGAUGACAAGAUCUUGGAUGGUUUUUAUGACCUGUAUGGAAUUUUGACCGAGUCCACAUCAGAACGAAUGCCUUCUCUAGUUGACUUGCAAGGAACAUCAAUUAAAGAUGGUGUCAGCUGGGAAGCAGUGCUAGUGAAUAGGGCUGCUGAUGCUAACUUGUUGAAACUUGAACAGAAGGCACUAGAGAUGGCGGUCAAGUCAAGGUCUGAAUCUCUAGUUUUCACAGAUAGAGAUUUUGUGCAAAAGCUUGCUAUUUUAGUUUCUGAUUACAUGGGUGGGUCAGUUGCGGAUCCUGACAACAUGACAAGAGCAUGGCGGAGUCUUAGCUACAGUUUGAAAGCAACACUUGGCAGCAUGGUUUUACCACUUGGUUCUCUUACAAUUGGAUUGGCUCGCCAUCGUGCAUUAAUGUUUAAGGUUUUGGCUGACAGCAUAGGCAUACCAUGCCGGCUGGUAAAAGGUCAUCAAUACACUGGUUCUGAUGAUGUGGCCAUGAAUUUUGUAAAGAUUGGUGAUGGAAGGGAAUACAUCGUUGAUCUAAUGGCUGAUCCUGGCACACUAAUUCCUGCUGAUGUAGCUGGAUCACAUAUAGAAUAUGAUGAGUCUUUCUUUGCUGCUAGUCCUUUGUCUCAAGCCAUCGACUCAUCUUAUAGAGCUUCUUCUAGUAGUGGACUAGCUAGUUCAUUUGAAGAACAUUCAGAUGCUGGGACCUUGGAGAAGAGAUCCAGAUUCAGGAAUGUUUCUGCUGCAGGAAACCAAUCUGAGGACAGGUGUGAAUUUAAUGAAUUUGCAAAUUUGACCAGGAUAAUUAAAGGUGAAGAAGAAGCCAAGACGUCCUUAGAUGAUUUUAAGAAACCUUCCAAUGCAGAGAAGGUGCUGGUGCGGGAGGGUCCUAGCAGGCCUAAUUAUCCUUUUGCACAUGCAAGAUGUCCUUCAUGGACUGAAGGUGUUAGCUCUCCUGCCGUACGUAGAAUGAAAGUGAAAGAUGUUUCGCAAUACAUGAUUGAUGCUGCCAAAGAGAAUCCACAGUUAGCCCAGAAACUUCAUGAUGUAUUACUAGAAAGUGGUGUUGUUGCUCCCCCUAGCCUGUUUACUGAAAUUUAUCAUGAGCAGUUGGAUGGAUCAACUACUGAGGCCAAGUCCCCUGUAGAAGAUAAGGAUGACCACAAACUGAAGAGUGAAUCCUGGCAUAUGAAAGAUCAAGAUGAUCUUGGUCCUGCUCGAUUUUUGCCCCCUCUGCCUCAUCACAGAUUGCAUUCUAAAGCAAGUCUUGCUUUUAACCAACCUGAGCAACUUAAACCUGCGGAAGGUUUAGGGGUCAACCAUCCUUUUGCUACGAGAGAGUUCACUGGGCAACCCGUGUCAUUGCAGUCUGAAGUAACUCCUGUGAGUUGCACAAAAAAUGUUCCUGUUGCUGCAGCAGCAGCUGCUGCUGCAGCUGUUGUUGCAUCUUCUAUGGUUGCUGCUGUGGCAAAGUCAAGCACUGACUCAAACCUUCCUGUAGCAGCUGCUGCCACUGCUACUGCUGCAGCUGUUGUUGCAACAACUGCAGCUGUCAGUAAGCAGCAUGAGCAGUGUGCGCGAAGUGAAGGAGAUGCAAAUGGUUCUGGUUAUGAGCCACAGGGUAGUGGGGACGGUGGUAAUGGUGGCCAAGAACGUGAUGCUGUUGGGGAACAUUCGGAAGGUGAGAGAAUAUUUGAUAGAUCAGCUGGCAGUGGUAGCUUGAAGUCUGACGCAGCACUAGAUGACGUUGCAGAGUGUGAGAUUCCUUGGGAGGAAAUCACCUUGGGGGAACGUAUUGGACUUGGAUCAUAUGGGGAGGUCUAUCAUGGAGACUGGCAUGGAACUGAGGUGGCUGUGAAGAGAUUCCUGGACCAAGGUAUCUCUGUUGAAUCACUUGAAGAAUUCAGAACUGAGGUUCGAAUCAUGAAAAGACUCAGACAUCCCAAUGUGGUUCUCUUCAUGGGAGCGGUAACUCGUGCCCCAAAUCUUUCCAUUGUUACAGAAUUUCUUCCUAGAGGUAGUUUGUAUAGACUAAUUCACAGGCUUAACAAUCAAUUAGAUGAGCGGAGACGUUUGAGGAUGGCCCUUGAUGCUGCUCGAGGAAUGAAUUAUUUGCACAACUGCACUCCAAUGAUAGUACACCGUGAUUUAAAGUCCCCAAAUCUUCUGGUUGAUAAAAACUGGGUAGUGAAGGUAUGUGAUUUUGGGCUAUCACGAAUAAAGCACAGCACGUUUCUCUCUUCAAGGUCAACUGCAGGGACGGCUGAGUGGAUGGCCCCAGAAGUGCUUAGAAAUGAACCUUCAGAUGAAAAGUGUGACGUUUAUAGUUUUGGGGUUAUACUAUGGGAGCUCUGUACAAUGCAGCAACCGUGGGGUGGAAUGAACCCAAUGCAAGUUGUUGGUGCUGUUGGAUUUCAACAACGACGUCUUGACAUUCCAAAUGAUAUGGAUCCAGUCAUUGCGGAUAUUAUUCGGAAGUGCUGGCAGACGGAUCCGAAAUUGAGGCCAACAUUUGCAGAGAUCAUGGCUGCUUUGAAGCCAUUACAGAAGCCUAUAACCAGUGCACAAGUGCCAAGGCCAAGUUCAUCUACACGAGGUAGGCAUGAGAAAGGUAAGCUGUCACAAGAAGCAGAAUAGCAGGCAGGCUAACGGAGCAAGUUAGUGAUGAAGCCGAACUUCAGCUCAUUUGAUCGCCAAAAUAUGGAGGCAAAUUAUGGACUGUCUGGGACAAGAGUACACAUCGAACUACGAAAAUAUAGAGGAAAUAUAUGGACUGUUUGGUACAAGAAUACGAGAGAUAUUGAUCGAAGAUCAUAACCCAACAUAACUUCCAAUUUGAGAUGAUUGUGAUUCUUUUCCAAUGUUUCCCUUUUUUUCUUUUGUAUUCUUGUGCAGCAAUCCUCAAUGUGUAUUUGUUUGUAAAAAAAAAAAAAAAAUCAUUUGAAAUUGUUGUAAUCAAUGUUUUGUGUUUUUCUUGUGCUUACA